Messenger RNA from Scophthalmus maximus (turbot), 3408 nucleotides. RefSeq names its product methylmalonyl CoA mutase (gene mmut). The coding region runs from base 220 to 2484 and encodes 754 amino acids. NCBI's taxonomy places the organism in Eukaryota, Metazoa, Chordata, Actinopteri, Pleuronectiformes, Scophthalmidae. Gene Ontology annotation, cellular component: mitochondrion. The record is from RefSeq and is a predicted model, not a curated record. The transcript is spliced from 13 exons. Gene Ontology annotation, molecular function: methylmalonyl-CoA mutase activity; cobalamin binding; metal ion binding.
GGGUGUGUCGUGAAAGAUACGCGGCUGCAGCACGUACCACAUCGAUGGCCAUUGUUCCGGUUCCUCCUGCUAAUGCAGCUGUUAGCUAACAAGCGCCUAGCAGCUAGCCAGUUGACGUAGCUUAGUGUCGUUUUUCCACAAUUAAGUUGUGCGUUUUUACUUUGUACCAUUCAUUUGGAAUAGUGACCCAUGUGCGUCUGACCGAGCCAACCGUAGAGCAUGCUGACCGCACAGAGGGCAUGUGCAGCGCUGGCUGCCCGCCACCUGGUUGGAGCUGGUUCUGCCUCGGCGCACACACACCGCUCCCUGGUCCACACUUCCGCGCCGCGGUGGGACCAGGUCGAGCUGCAACCCGAGUGGGCCACUCUGGCUAAGAAGCAGCUGAAAGGGAAGAACCCAGAGGAUCUGAUCUGGCGCACGCCGGAGGGAAUCGACAUCAAGCCCGUGUACACCAGAGCAGACUCGGCCGAGCGCGGUGAUGAAUUGCCCGGAGUGUUUCCUUAUACUAGAGGGCCCUAUCCCACCAUGUACACCUCCAGACCGUGGACUAUCAGGCAGUACGCUGGCUUCAGCACCGUGGAGGAGAGCAACAAGUUCUAUAAAGAUAACAUAAAAGCGGGACAGCAGGGUCUUUCCGUGGCCUUUGACCUCCCGACGCACCGCGGUUAUGAUUCAGACAACCCCCGCGUCCACGGAGAUGUCGGCAUGGCCGGAGUCGCCAUAGAUACAGUUGAGGACAUGAAGAUGCUUUUUGACGAAAUCCCACUGGAGAGGAUGUCUGUUUCAAUGACAAUGAAUGGGGCGGUCAUCCCUGUAUUGGCUAUGUUUAUUGUGACCGGAGAGGAGCAGGGUGUGCCCAAAGCCAAGCUAACGGGCACGAUUCAAAAUGACAUUUUGAAAGAGUUUAUGGUACGCAACACCUAUAUUUUCCCCCCGGAACCUUCUAUGCACGCCAUUGCGGACAUCUUCGCUUACACCUCCAAGCACAUGCCCAAGUUCAACUCAAUAUCCAUCAGUGGAUACCAUCUUCAGGAGGCUGGAGCCGACGCCAUCCUGGAAGUGGCCUACACCAUCGCUAAUGGUCUGGAGUAUUGCCGCACUGGUCUGAAAGCAGGCUUGACCAUCGACGAGUUUGCCCCAAGGCUUUCAUUCUUCUGGGGUAUCGGGAUGAAUUUCUACAUGGAAAUUGCUAAGCUGAGGGCAGGCAGGAGGUUGUGGGCCACGCUCAUCGAGGAGAGCUUCAAGCCCAAGAAUGCAAAGUCUCUUCUCCUCCGCACUCACUGCCAGACUUCAGGCUGGUCUCUCACGGAACAAGAUCCAUACAACAAUGUGAUUCGAACGGUGAUCGAAGGCAUGGCAGCUGUGUUCGGGGGCACGCAGUCACUCCACACCAACUCGUUCGAUGAAGCUCUGGGCUUGCCCACCGUGAAGAGUGCUCGCAUUGCUAGAAACACCCAGAUCAUCAUCCAGGAGGAGUCAGGCAUUCCCAAAGUGGCCGAUCCCUGGGGGGGCUCGCACAUGAUGGAGUCUCUGACGGAUGACGUCUACAAAACUGCCCUGAAGUUCAUUAAAGAAAUUGAAGAGAUGGGAGGCAUGGCCAGCGCUGUGGCAGAGGGCAUUCCAAAACUUCGGAUUGAAGAAUGUGCAGCACGUCGACAGGCCCGCAUUGACUCUGGAUCAGAAGUCAUUGUCGGGGUGAACAAGUACCGUCUUGAAAAAGAGGAGAGUGUAGAGGUGCUGGCCAUAGAUAACACUAUUGUGCGUCAGAAACAGAUUGAAAAAUUGAAAAAGGUUAGGGAAAGUCGUGACCCUGAGGCGGCGAAGAAUUGCCUGGAAGCCAUCGAAGAGUGUGCCCGAACCAGGGAAGGCAACCUUUUAGCCCUGGCUGUGGAAGCUGCUCGAGCCAGAUGCUCCGUUGGUGAAAUUACUGACGCCAUGAAGAAAGUGUUUGGCGAGCACAAGGCCAGCACCAGGAUGGUGAGCGGGGCUUACCGCAGCGAGUAUGGGGAGCAUGAAGAGAUCUCCCUGGCUCACAACAGAGUUUCAGAUUUUAAGACACACGAGGGCAGGAACCCUCGACUGCUGGUGGCAAAGAUGGGGCAGGACGGUCACGACAGGGGAGCCAAAGUCAUUGCCACAGGGUUUGCCGACCUGGGCUUUGACGUGGACAUCGGCCCACUGUUCCAGACUCCCGUCGAGGUGGCCCAGCAGGCCGUGGAUGCAGACGUUCACUGCGUUGGGGUAAGCACACUCGCCGCGGGACACAAGACCCUGGUCCCGGAGCUUAUCAAGGAGCUAAGGAAGCUCAACAGGCCAGACAUCCUCGUCAUCUGUGGGGGCGUCAUCCCACCGCAGGACUACGAGUUCUUGCACCAGAGCGGCGUGUGCGCCAUCUUUGGUCCAGGAACCAGGAUCCCACAAGCCGCAGUGGAUGUUAUUGACAACAUUGAGAAGAGUCUGGAAAACAUCCGGCAGGCCAUGUGAACUCUUGAAAACAAAUAAAUGAUCUAGGAGGAAAGGAUAUCAAAAGCUCGUCUAUUUCUGCUUUUAUAAAAAACAGUCACAAGUGAGAGCCAACAUUUUCUGUACAGAGUCGGUUUGACCUGGUGUGUGAGGUUAUGGAAAAACAAAAAAGCUCAUCUAAAGCUCAACAAGCUCACAGCAUGUACUGCUGUCAAAAUUGGUAACGAGCGGUUGGGAUGUCAUGGUUGUCUUCACAUUGAAUUCUCUGUUUAUCAGAUUUGAGUGUAAUCCAUUUUGCUAUAACUUCAUAAAGAAAAAAGAAAUCACAUUACAACCACUGUUUAGUGUCCUUUCAUAUAUGGAAUCACACAAAAAGUAAAGAGAAACUGUCACAUUUUGUCUCCAUAACAACCCCUCAUGUGUGAAAGUCAGGGUCGGAAAAUCUCCUUGAAAUUCCGGAUUAAAAGUGCGAGCCCACCCUAAGGAUUUUAAUGGGGUGUACUUCAAUGUUCAUGAUGCAAAUUAGACUUUAUACAGACUUUCACACACAUUUAAACAAAUUAAGAUUUGCUUAACCAACAGUGGCAUGUGACGGAUAUGUGCCUUGAGACGAGCAACAUGGAGCAGUUUUUGUAAUCCCAUAUAAAACCAUAGGACAGCACUAUACACCUAGGAAUGUAAUGCUUUUAUUGUAAUAAAGGAAUGUGUCAUUGGCAGUUACCGAAGAAGAAGUAUGAUUAGUGCCAGUGUAGUGGAGAAGAAUGGACAAAAACUUGUUGGACAUUGUGGCCUUGUCUUGUUUGGAUCAUGUUUCAUUUAACCAACUUCUGUUCAAACAGAAAACAGGACUCGCAGUAGUCACAAUUUAUAUAAUUCGAGUAUUUUUCUGUGUGCUUUUGAAUUUGAUUCGGCGCCACUUGGUUUAAAUAAAAUAUGUGAACUCUG